AUGCAGCGCAUGCACUGCAGCACAUGCACUGCAGCACAUGCACUGCAGCACAUGCAGGGCAGCGCAUGCAGGGCAGCGCAUGGAGGGCAUGGCACCUGGUUGGCGAGGUCGAACUCGAAGACGUGGCGUGUGGACUGCUCCUCUGUGAGCACCUCCCCCGUGUACUCCCCCACCAGCUCUCCCCGCCCCGCAUCGUGCUGCCCUCCCCAGCGUGCCCCCACACACAGCAUGAGGAUUGAGCAUGAGGCACAGAAGGCAGGGAGGCCACAGCACAACAAGCACAGCAGGCACGCACCAGCAGGAAAGCUCCCCAGCCGUCCAGAGGCGAGCACUUCACCUCGACCUGCUGGCACAACAGGUGCAGGACACCAAGUGGAGGGCAGGACACCAGGUGGAGGGCAGGACACCAGGUGGAGGGCAGGACACCAGGUGGAGGGCAGGACACCAGGUGGAGCGCAGGACACCAGGUGGAGGGCAGGACACCAGGUGGAGGGCAGGACACCAGGUGGAGGGCAGGACACCAGGUGGAGGGCAGGACACCAGGUGGAGGGCAGGACACCAGGUGGAGGGCAGGACACCAGGUGGAGGGCAGGACACCAGGUGGAGGGCAGGACACCAGGUGGAGGGCAGGCAGAAUGGCAGAUAGGUAAGAGCAAGGAAAACAACCGAAAACAUAAGGCAGAGGGAGUAGCAGAUAGCAAAGAACAGAAACAGGGACAUGCAGGUGGAAGGAUGGUCAUCCCGUCUCUCCCAUUCUCUACUUCCUUAUUCUCUGAUCUGUACUAUCCACCCUUCCCUCCCUCCCUCCCUCCCUCCCUCCCUCCCUCCCUCCCUCCCUCCCUCCCUCCCUCCCUCCCUCCCUCCCUCCCUCCCUCCCUCGCUAAUCAUCCCAUGGCACGGCACCUGCACGGAGUGGCAGCGGGAGAGCUGCAUGUUGCAGCACGACUUGGCCCUCUCUCCCACCCCGUGCAGUGGCCCUCUCUCUCACCCCGUGCACUGCCCCUCUCUCUCACCCCGUGCACUGCCCCUCUCUCUCACCCCGUGCACUGCCCCUCUCUCUCACCCCGUGCACUGGCCCUCUCUCUCACCCCGUGCACUGCCCCUCUCUCUCACCCCGUGCACUGCCCCUCUCUCUCACCCCGUGCAUUGCCCCUCUCUCUCACCCCGUGCACUGCCCCUCUCUCUCACCCCGUGCACUGCCCCUCUCUCUCACCCCGUGCACUGCCCCUCUCUCUCACCCCAUGCACUGCCCCUCUCUCUCACCCCAUGCACUGCCCCUCUCUCUCACCCCGUGCACUGCCACUCUCUCUCACCCCGUGCACUGCCCCUCUCUCUCACCCCAUGCAGUGCCGGCAGGUGUCGGGGUCGCACUCACGGCCGGCGCGGCGGCAGAUGCACGUGGUGGUGUUGCACUUGCCCUUGCACGCGCACCCGGGGAACCUGUUGGGGCAGUCCUUGCCGCACCUGCCACGCACCCAUGGGGCGAGCGGGGACAGUGCAGUGGUUGAGGGUGCAGGCAACCGACCGCAUGAGAGUAUGUGUGCCACAGGGAUCCAGUGCGAGUGCAACCACUGGACAGCAACACGCCUCCCCCACCAACCCGCUACCUGCACUGCUUCUCGCAAAAGUUCUUUCCCUUGCGGCAGUCACAGCUGCCCCGCGCGCACUCCCCCGCACACGCACAUGGAAUGUAUGCCUCCUGCCAGGCACGAGGGGCCAGGGGGGUCACAAUGGGCGGGCGGAAGGAUGGGGUGCAUCAAGUGUGCAAAGGGCAUUGGGAUUCAGCCAUGUGUGUUGUUGAAACACUGCUGCAAACACCGCCACACACCUCCCAGCAGCACCGUUGCACUCAUCACUCUGCCGGCUGCACUCACCACUCUGCCGGCUGCACUCACCACUCUGCCGGCUGCACUCACCACUCUGCCGGCUGCACUCACCACUCUGCCGGCUGCACUCACCACUCUGCCGGCUGCACUCACCACUCUGCUGGCUGCACUCACCACUCUGCCGGCUGCACUCACCACUCUGCCGGCUGCACUCACCACUCUGCCGGCUGCACUCACCACUCUGCCGGCUGCACUCACCACUCUGCCGGCUGCACUCACCACUCUGCCGGCUGCACUCACCACUCUGCCGGCUGCACUCACCACUCUGCUGGCUGCACUCACCACUCUGGCUGCACUCACGAGUUGGCAGGGGGGGAUGUGCGACCGCUGGUGCAGCAGCGCCUUCACGGCAGCAGAGGGUGGCGCCACCGGCGCUGGCGGUGAGGCACGCAUUGAGAGCAUGCUGGCACGCAUUGAGAGCAUGCUGGCACGCAUUGAGAGCAUGCUGGCACGCAUUGAGAGCAUGCUGGCACGCAUUGAGAGCAUGCUGGCACGCAUUGAGAGCAUGCUGGCACGCAUUGAGAGCAUGCUGGCACGCAUUGAGAGCAUGCUGGCACGCAUUGAGAGCAUGCUGGCACGCAUUGAGAGCAUGCUGGCACGCAUUGAGAGCAUGCUGGCACGCAUUGAGAGCAUGCUGGCACGCAUUGAGGGCAUGCUUGCACGCAUUGAGAGCAUGCUGGCACGCAUUGAGAGCAUGCUGGCACGCAUUGAGAGCAUGCUGGCACGCAUUGAGAGCAUGCUGGCACGCAUUGAGAGCAUGCUGGCACGCAUUGAGAGCAUGCUGGCACGCAUUGAGAGCAUGCUGGCACGCAUUGAGAGCAUGCUGGCACGCAUUGAGGGCAUGCUGGCACGCAUUGAGAGCAUGCUUGCACGCAUUGAGAGCAUGCUGGCACGCAUUGAGAGCAUGCUGGCACGCAUUGAGAGCAUGCUGGCACGCAUUGAGAGCAUGCUGGCACGCAUUGAGGGCAUGCUUGCACGCAUUGAGAGCAUGCUGGCACGCAUUGAGAGCAUGCUGGCACGCAUUGAGAGCAUGCUGGCACGCAUUGAGAGCAUGCUGGCACGCAUUGAGAGCAUGCUGGCACGCAUUGAGAGCAUGCUGGCACGCAUUGAGAGCAUGCUGGCACGCAUUGAGAGCAUGCUGGCACGCAUUGAGAGCAUGCUGGCACGCAUUGAGGGCAUGCUUGCACGCAUUGAGAGCAUGCUGGCACGCAUUGAGAGCAUGCUGGCACGCAUUGAGAGCAUGCUGGCACGCAUUGAGAGCAUGCUGGCACGCAUUGAGAGCAUGCUGGCACGCAUUGAGAGCAUGCUGGCACGCAUUGAGAGCAUGCUAGCACGCAUUGAGAGCAUGCUGGCACGCAUUGAGAGCAUGCUGGCACGCAUUGAGAGCAUGCUGGCACGCAUUGAGAGCAUGCUAGCACGCAUUGAGAGCAUGCUGGCACGCAUUGAGAGCAUGCUGGCACGCAUUGAGAGCAUGCUUGCACGCAUUGAGAGCAUGCUGGCACUGCCACGCACUCUUACCUCUUGA
Messenger RNA from Closterium sp. Naga37s-1, 3411 nucleotides. NCBI's taxonomy places the organism in Eukaryota, Viridiplantae, Streptophyta, Zygnematophyceae, Desmidiales, Closteriaceae. The record is from the annotation of a GenBank genome assembly.